CCCAAGUCAGUCAUUCACCGGACUACCAGCCCACCACAUACACACCAAACAUGAAGGCCUUUAUUGUGUUCGCCUGCUUGGCCGUGGCGACGGUCCGCGCCGGAAUCGCACAUGGACCUGGCAUUGCUCUUGCCGGAGGUCAUGGCGGUAUCGGCGGUAUCGGCGGUAUCAGCGGCAUUGGAUUGGGCAUCGGUGGCGGUGCUAGUCUUACCGGUGGUCUCUCGGCGGGAGCGAGUAGCGCGUCGUCCCUGCAAGGUGGUGCGUCCUCCUUGGGAUCCGGCGGUCUUGGUGCCAGCUACGCCGCUGGUGCUGCGUCGGCGGCUGGAGCUGCUGGUGUUCAACAGAUCGUCUCUGGUGGAGUGAUUGGAGGCAGGGCUGACAUUGGACCCGCUGAAGGACCCAAGGCUAACGUUGGACCUCAGACUGGACCUUCUGACCUCGUUGGACCCCAAGAAGGCGCCAAGAACGUAGGUGGACCUCGUACCGGACCUGCUGGUCUCGUUGGACCCGCCACUGGACCAUUCACCAGUGUAGGUGCCUCUGCUGGAACCUCCACCCUUGUUGGACCAUCCCAAGGACGUGCCAACCUCGUAGGACCCUCCUCUGGUGGAGUUGCCCUCUACGCUGGUAGUGGAAACAUCAACGGUGAUGAUGGAAGCUCUGGCUCUGCUGCCGCUGCUGCGCCCGCUGGUCUUGGUGCUGCCGGUCUCGGUCUCGCUGGUGCUGGUGCCAUCGCUGUAGUGGGUGGUGGUGCUGGCAUCGCUGGUGGACUCGGCGGACACGACGGUGGUGUUGCUGUGAUCAACGGACCGUCUGGCGCCAUCCAUGCCGGACUCGGCUCCCACGGAGCUAUCAUCCCCGGGGUACUCGGCAAGUACUAGACGUUCUAAGGCCCCAGCGAUCUCGGCUCGGCGACGGCGGCAUUCCCACCACAGUCACUUACCGGUCUCAAACGAUCUUCAAACGCGCUCAACGUCUUCUUCCAAAGCUUCGUCCAACCUGGGAACAUGGUCAAAAGCGCCGGAGUUUAGAGUGGUGUAGUCGGUAUAUAGUCGGAAUAUUAAUCGCAGUCCUGUCGGUAUAUAUCGAGCCACGGUGUACAGCGCGAACGAACAAAGCCCGAAAGCCCGAUCGGUCGUCACCUGUCCGCGAUUACCCGUGAUCAGAUCGUCGAAGUAUGUAGACCAACCGCGGUCCGGCCAUUCGUGAUCCGUGGAAUCGAUUCGACCGUACUCGUCGUCGGCGACGUGCCCUUAACCGGGCGCGCGGUCGAGCGUUUUUAGUCAAUUUCAUUUUCGUCAACUUUGCAUGCGACAAGUGUAGGCGGAUCGAUGCUGCGAUUUGCCAGUCGCGGUUUCGCUACUUCGCCGCGACACACACCGAACAUCCGUGAAAUGUCGCCGAUCCGCGGAACAUUCGCGGGAACGCGUCGGCCGAUCGACAAGCUUUCGAUCAUACGAGUCGAUCAUUUCCGCCGCGCUAAACCUCGAAUCAACGCUAACACGUCGGACCCGGCCGCCCAUCGGCCGUGGACCCGGCAUGUGGACAAGCUUUGGCGCUUCGUCGUUGGACCAACUGGGCCUUGUUCUGUUUUCUGAACACCCACCGUUGCUCCGGCAGUACACUCUCUAUUUUUUUUCUCUUGCGUCUUCGACCAUCCGUAAGGCGACCGCUCUUCACACAUAUUUACUACUCUCUCUUUUUUUUAUUUCUCCUUCUCUGAUGAGUCAUUCGGUCGAUCCCCACGGAUCGUUCCAAACGGCUCACAAGUUGUUAUCCUCACUGCCGCACUCAAGCAUACAUAUUAUUAUUACAUUACUCGUCCCAUGCGCAUAUAUGUUUUCUCUUUAUAUAUAUAUAUACAUGUAUACAUACUAUUACUACUAUUCCUUCGCGUAUAUAUAUAUAUGAACACAUUGCCACACGCGCGCACACACACUAUUGUUAUAUGUGUACUCGUAUAUAUACACACAAUUACACAUAUAUUAUAUAAUCGUGUUAUAUGUUAGUGAAAGAGAGAGACCGGUAGAUUAUGGUAGGUCAGCCCUUUCCGUGAGUGAAUGAAUGUAAAUAGAUGGCGCGCCGCUGCCGGCCCCCGACCCCGCCCGCCCUCGUCAUACCCUUUCUUUGCGAUCACGACUAGCACCCCACCACCACCAUAGUUAGAUACCACAUAUUUAUAGCGUUUAUACAUUUAUACAAUACUUUAUAUAAAAUAAAGCAUCAGUAUUUAAAACUCA
Molecule: messenger RNA, 2240 nt
Organism: Nomia melanderi (Alkali bee)
Lineage: Eukaryota; Metazoa; Arthropoda; Insecta; Hymenoptera; Halictidae
Gene: apd-3l
Product: apidermin 3 like
Source: RefSeq, a predicted model, not a curated record